CUAGUUCUGAAAGCACAACUUUUUCCUGACGCCUGAGUCUGACUGGGGAGGUUUCUGCUCCCCUGCUCCCUCCCACCAUCCAGAAACUCUAAUUUCCUAAUGCAUUUACUGGUAGAAGGGUGGGCUGACUCACAGGCUGCUCUCAAGUGACGUAUCUCCCAAGAAAAACAACUGUUCUUGUUAGGCGUUCAGCACGCCCCACCUACUGCUCCUUAUUUUGAGAGACGCAUAGAUUUCCGGACACACAGAGAGACCUGACGUACAAAAGAAGAGGGUUUUUGAAAAGCUCGUCCAAACAGUCCAAAUAAGGGUAAGUCGUUUCAUCUUUUAAAAUGAAUUUACAGGGCUUACAGCUGCUCAGUCACAUCCUGGCUACUCUUAAUUUCUACCUCUUAGAUACUUACAGUUCAGUUGUCAGCAGCGUAAGAGGGCAAUAUUCUAGACGCUGUGGUUUUCUUUCUUCCUUCCCCUCCCAAAUGCCAUCUUCAACAUUCUGCUGUCAUUCUAUAGUCCUGAAUGUUCAUAUUUAUUAAAUCUGCUUCAUUAAAUUAAAUUGAGUCCUUGCAGCUGCUAUGUUGCAUAAAUCGUAGACACGUCUGCCAAUUUCCUUUUAUUUUUAAGCUACUCUGAAUGGAGACAUUAUUUGCAAGGGUGUCCGUUCAUGUUAGGAUCAGAGUGCCGGGCUGCCUAAUGAUCUCAUAGCAUCUAAACGAGCAAUGGAGGCAAAAGGAUUUCCCUUGGUUUGCAGUUUGAGGCGGUCGUAUUUCAUUGCAUAACGCAACAGAUAAACCGUCUGGGGGUUUAUUCUGUGAGUGCUCUGCAUUUACAAAGCUUUUAAGGCAGCUGUUGACAGGAUGUUUAAAUCCUUUGCUGUCUUCACCAGCCAUUAUAAACAUAUCCCAAAAUAAUAGCAUAUAUGGGGUGCAAGAAAUUUCUGAAACAAUGUCGGAUUGUAGAGACUUCUCAGCAAAGAGGAACUCCUUUUAUAUCAAGGAAAAAAUGGAAGAUAAGAUAGAGCAUGACAUAUAAACAUGACCACAAGGUUCCUUCAGUUUGGGUUUUUAAUGAAACCUGCCUUUGUAGCUGCUUCUAAACUCAGAGGAAAGAGUAGAAUUAUGCACAUUUUAUUUUCCCACCAUUUUGAGACAUACAAUACACGCCUGCAUGCACACACAUUCCAAAUAGUUUCAGGAAAAUUUGAUUAGAUUAAUCCUGGUUUUGUAAAAAUGGGAGGAAAUUGACCCCACCCCUCUGCACUGUUAUUACACGCCAAAUCUUACUGCUUUACCACCAAUUGUGUGCUACGCAAUUAGGGCACCAGUGUGGGGUUGUAUUCAAUGGCAUGCUUGUAUUGCUUCUAGACACAGUUUAUAUUUGAUGCAUUUACCUUACAAUAUAUUCACCAUACCUUCACCAUCCCCACCGCCCAACAAUCUGUCUCCAGAUUAUGCAAAAUGAGCUUCUAUAAUUCCCUGCUUGAUUGUCAUCUUAGCUCUUAGGAACUACAGUGGUACCUCUGGUUAUGAACUUAAUUUGUUCUGGAGGUCCGUUCUUAUCUUGAAACUGUUCUUAACAUGAGGUGCAACCUCUGGCGCACGAUUUCCACUCACAUCCUGGGGCAAAGUUCGCAACCGGAACCAGAAGAGUUCUAAUAAUAAUAAUAAUAAUAAUAAUAAUAAUAAUAAUAAUAAUUUAUUUCUACCCCACCCAUCUAGCUGGGUUUCCCCAGCCACUCUGGACAGCUUCCAACAAAAUAUUAAAAUACAAUAGUCUAUUAAACAUUAAAAACUUCCCUAAACAGGGCUGCCUUCAGAUGUCUUCUAAAAAUCUGGUAGUUAUUUUUCUCUUUGACAUCUGUUGGGAGGGCGUUCCACAGGGCGGGCGCCACUACCGAGAAGGCCCUCUGCCUGGUUCCCUGUAGCUUUGCUUCUCGCAAUGAGGGAACCGCCAGCAGGCCCUCGGUGCUGGACCUCAGUGUCCAGGCAGAAUGAUGGAGGUGGAGACGCUCCUUCAGGUAUAGAGGACCGAGGCCGUUUAGGGCUUUAAAGGUCAGCACCAACACUUUGAAUUGUGCUCGGAAACGUACUGGGAGCCAAUGUAGGUCUUUCAAGACUGGUGUUAUGUGGUUUUGGCAGCUGCUCCCAGUCACCAGUCUAGCUGCCGCAUAUCCAGAGGUAUCACUGUAUAUAUCUUCAUCUAAGGGUUCAGCCAGUAGCCACAGCUACAAAGCAUUAACUGGCCAGAACAUUAGCCAAUGGGUAACAAGAAAGAAGGCUGUGUGCAGACUCUUUGCAUCUAUAAGUGAUCUAUGGAUCAAUACAGCGCCAACAAACUUGUUGAUCCUCCCAGAACAAUUCUUUACAGGAUAACGCUUGCUCACUGGCGGAGGAAGAGGGGGGCGGGGGGAGCGCACAGCCCCCGGCACCAUGAUCCCGGUGGGGUGCCAUCGUAGCUGCCCCCCCCACGCUGGGCACCAUGCCCCUGUGGGUCGCGAGCCACACCCCAGGACACAUGCCAUGCCCCUGUGGGCAGCAUGCCACGCCCCCGGGACAUGCGCCAGCCACACCUGCGCCUGCUCUCAUCCCCCAGUACCAGAGCAUGAAGCUCCGCCACUGCGCUUGCUCUCCUGGUUUCUGUCUCAAUGCGUUUCUUCUCUGCCUGUGGAGUUAUUGAUACAAUAACAAGUGUGGCCGGCUGCAACAAAAUGGUGCGGUGCAUUGCCAGCUCCUAAGAGGAGUGUUCCUGGAAGAUCUCCAGCCAGCCUCAGACAGAAGGCAGCAUUUGGGUUGGUGUUGCUGCUGAUGGUGGGAAGAGUUCCAAGAGGAGGAAUAGAUGCCCUCUUUUCCUCUACCAUCCUCAUGAAACCUUCCCUUUCUCUGCUAUGAAGCGUGAAUGGGAUCAGUUUUGGAGUCGAUUACCAGCCCUGAAACUUACUACUUUAUUGGGUGCAAGUGGCAUGUGGGAAGUUUCAAAGACUCACCAGAUUAUGCAGAAGGGUGGUGGGAGUUUUUAAUUUCCUGGUGGGCAACCCUUUAAUUAUGCCUCCCCCCUAGUAUGGCACUGGUGGUCACCAUGGCACCCGCAAUUAUCACCAGUGCCCUCUGCCCCUCCCCAUUUUUUAAAUCAGUUUUUUUGGGGAGGGGAUGUUCUUGGUGGUUUGUUUGCUGCCUGCCUGCCUGCUUUUUUGUGGGGUGGGGUGCGUAGGUGUUCUGCUUGCUUUGGAGCAGGGGUCAGCAACCUUUUUCAGCUGUGGGCUGGUCCACCAUCCCUCAGACCAUGUGAUGGGCUGGACUAUAUUUUUUGGGGGAAAUGAACGAAUUCCUAUGCCCCACAAAUAACCCGGAGAUGCAUUUUUAAUAAAAGGGCACAUUCUACUCAUGUAAAAACACGCUGAUUCCCGGACCGUCCGCGGGCCAGAUUGAGAAGGCGAUUGGGCCGCAUCCGGCCCCCGGGCCUUAGGUUGCCUGCCCCUGCUUUGGAGGAAGAGUUCUGAGCAUCACAUUUUUCUUCUGUGAAACUGGUAUUUUUUGGUUUUAUGACAGUUUCUUGGCUUUCCAAAAGGUAGGGAACCUCUGCAAAUUUCUACCACCUGAACACUCACUGUACGUUGUUAAGGAGUACUGAUAACCAGUCCCUAUUUUCAUUUUCAUCUGCCAUCCUCAACAGGCUGUGCCUCUACUGCUGUCAACAUUCAAUAGGUCCUGGAAGGUCCUUGUCAGGCUGUUGUGGUGUCUGUGUUUUGCCUAAAAUCUCUUCUUCUUUGAUUUUUACAAACUAAUACACUUGUGGAUACCUGGGAAGAUCUAUUCUCUAUAGAAGCACUUUAUUUUUACUUUUUUUGGUGGCUCCAUUUUGCUUCCAAACCUAAGUGCAGAAUUAGAUGGAAAUGCUAUUAUUAAUCUAGCUCUACUGGUGCAAUUUCCAGAGCAACAUAAGCAACAAACAAAGUCAAAACGAACCCUGAGGUGCCUGCAAUCUAAUUUUAGACAGUGGAGGAGACAACAUGAUUUCGGGGAACUGGGAGGCUAAACCGAUUAGGUAAUAUUUUAUGGUGUGGCUGUCUGGGGAGCUGAUCUGCUGGAGUCCCCUUUUGCUUGGGUUUCUCUCUCAUCACCUCUCUCCUCAUGACAGAGGUGCAUAAAAUGGCAUAAGGAGCGGAGAAAGGGAACAGAUAAAUGUUUUUCUCCCUCUCUCACGCCACUAGGAUUUGUGGACAUUCAACGAAGCUGAAUUUUGGAAAAUCCAGAACAGACAAAAGACAAAUGAGAAACGGAGAGAACUAAAAUUAACAGAGCCAUCCGCCCCUAACAUGCCAUAAAAGGUAAAGGUAAAGGGACCCCUGACCAUUAGGUCCAGUCGUGACCGACUCUGGGGUUGCGGCGCUCAUCUCGCUUUAUUGGCCGAGGGAGCCGGCGUACAGCUUCCGGGUCAUGUGGCCAGCAUGACUAAGCCGCUUCUGGCGAACCAGAGCAGUGCAUGGAAACACUGUUUACCUUCCCGCCGGAGUGGUACCUAUUUAUCUACUUGCACUUUGACGUGCUUUCGAACUGCUAGGUUGGCAGGAGCAGGGAACGAGCAACGGGAGCUCACCUGAUCACGGGGAUUCGAACCGCUGACCUUCUGAUCGGCAAGUCCUAGGCUCUGUGGUUUAACAUACAGCGCCACACUUUCAAAUAGGAUCCGACAAAUUCAUGGAGUAUCAGGUUGUCAGUGGCUACUAACCCUCAUGGCUAUAUGUUGUCCCUCCACAGUCAGAGGCAGUAUGCUAGGAAUCACAAGUGGGUAGAGGGCUCUUGCACGCAGGUUGUGCUUUGCCCAUGGACUCAAGAAGGUUGGCAAUCCGUAAAUCUAGGGUUUCGUUUACCCUUUUAGGUAUCAAGUUUAACUUAAAAAAUAAAAUAAAAAUCCUCACACAUCACAAUAAAUGACUUGUUUAUACACAACAUUCAUCUUGAUGUGCUUGCACAAAACUUACAUGAUGGUUAGAUUAUGUCCAGUCCUUAAUGAACAUUCAUUCUGGUUUGUUUUACAUGGUGGUUAUAGCACAGGAUAAGAAUUUGGCCUGGUUUGCCUGCAGGGGAUUCACAUGUCUUCACGUUAAUCCUUAGUUCAUCCACCUAUUUUUCUCGCAUUUCCCUGUAACUUUCAUAAUUGCAAAAAGCUGGUUCAUCGCACUAGGGCAACAGGGCACUUUAAUCCACUUCACCUGUGCAAACCUAAAUUUUUAUUUUAGUUUUAUUUAUUAAAUUUCGAUGCUGCCCUUCAUCCAAGGAUCCACGGGUGGCUCACAAUAUAAAAACACAAAAAUACAUCACAUAGUAACAAAGAAAAACAAUACCCCCCAGUUUAAAAGGCCAUAGAUUGUUUAAUUUGCCAAAGGCCUGGGAGAAGAUGAAUGUUUUUGCCUGGUGCUUAAAGAUAUGUAACAACGGCCAUAUGUAACCUUGCAAGCCAUACUAAAGUUCCAUAUGAUCCCAUGAAUGCCACUUGGAAAACCCUGCCCCGGAUCACUCUGAUUGUGAGCGAUCAAAUCUACGGUUUUCAUCUGGAGAGCUGGGUGGAGUUUCUUCUCCUUGGCUAAAAAGCAAUUCAGUUAUCUGAGCAAAAGCCAGACUUCUGGCAUAUCUGUAUUAUACGUAUCAGCUAUUAGUGUUCAUGUUUAUAUUACAGUGACAAGCAGACCUCAUGGAUCUUGCUGCUAAGUCAGCACGGAGGUGCUUCUUGCAGGUUUAUUCUAUGGUUCCUCCAAAACCUCAGAAGAGUAAACAAAAGUCAGGUUUCUACAGAGUGUGGGCAGGGCUGAGUAUACAUCUUGCAGCUGGUCUAGAAACUCCUGUCACAGGUUCUUCUUUUGUAUGUUUUGAGACUUUAAACAAGUUUGGCUUGCACAGAUGGUUUGGAUGGUUAUGAGCUGGUCGUUUGUUGGAAAGGCGUGUCCAUUCAAUGGGAUUCUGUGGAUUUGUGGUCAGUUGUGUGGCUGAGGGGUAAAAGUAGGACAUGUGAGGGUAGCUGGAUGAGGGUGGUUAGUUGAGCAUUUGGUUGUGGCUGUUCACAGUCAAUGCCCUAAUCUUGCUGGGGAAUGGCGAGUUUCCCCAUCUCUAAAAAAGAGACAUAUUAAUUCACAUUUUGGGGGUUUUUUUUGUAAACGGUUCCCUCCAUGCUUUCCAGUAAAAUGCUUUUCCACUGGUCAACACUCUUUGCAGGCACCAUGCUGGUGAAUAAAUAAGAUUUAUUUGCCACUGGUAUCAUCAAAGAAUAGAAUCUCAGAUGAGUUAUGAGUCAUAGCCAGUCAGAUUCAGGCCAAGUUUUCGAUCACUUGCACUCUAACCACCAGGCAUGCCAAAGACACCUUGGCCCUCUCCAUCUUCUAUUGGUCCUACACACAUUGCACCCAUCUGGCAUGCACCACAGGUCCAGUGGCCGGCUUCUCCCAAGUGCUCGGCUCCUUGUAUCAUGCAUGCGCCAUCAUAUGGGUGCAAUGCAUGCCAUGUGUGAUGUCACACGUGUGCAACGAGUGUCAGCUCCACCCCAUCUUGGUGGUAACCCAGUGCCUCUGCUAACCUUUGUCCCAACAGGCUCAUCUCUGUCAUCUUCCCUAGAAAAUGAAGGACGGUGGGAGAGGGCAGUAAGGAGAAAUUGUAUCAACAGCCCCGGUCAAUUCUAAAUUCCAGAACUCAAUCAAGGUCCAAACAAAAAGCCUAGCAUACCAGCUUGAAUUUCCAUGAGGGCGAGUUGGAAGCCAAUUCAACUCAACAGCCUCCCAUUAGACCUUUCCACACACUUUGUCUUGGGUUUGACUAGCUCAGGCUAGUUAGAAGGCUGGAGGCGACUUGCAAUUCCUUGGAACCAUCCACAGCCCACGGGAAGGUAAAGUUGUUUGCCUCUGCUCCAGUUUAGACACUUCUUUAGUGAUAAGUGCCAAAGGCCCUCCCUUCACCCCAUCCAGGCCCAGCACAUGUUUACCAAGAAUGGAUGACUCUCUUCAGCAAGCAGAGGCAUGACCAGAAAACAGAAUAUCUGCCCUGCUGGCAAUCCUGGAGGAAUUUUUAGUGGAAUACAGUGUCCCCAUUGUUAGGAGGGUGCAAAUGAAAAGAAAGGGGGGCGAGGAAGCGGGAUAAACAGCGGAUUGAGAGCAACAGUGCAUAGGAAGGAGGGAACAUUAUGCAAUCAAAACAAGCUCUUCCUGACAGCUCCUCUGAGUGGAAGUUGGAAUACCAAGAUGAUACAGGGACGCCCUGCUGUCUAGAAUAAAACCCCACAGCACUGUCUUAUCUUCCUUGCCCAUAGAAGGAGGGCCACUUUGUCUUCUACUUUGCCAUUGACAUUCCUGUUAUGGCUCCAUAUGGCAAGCGAUGAUUAACCCAGAACAUAAAUUACGCUCCAAAUCAGAGACGGGCUGUGGAUGAUUCCAAGGAAUUGAUUCCAAGGAAUUGCAAGUCGCCUCCAGCCUUCUAACUGUCUCAAUGGAGACAGAACUUCCUGGGCUCUUGCGGGAUACAGGCCCCUGGCAAAUGUGCUGAUUCUGAAUCAGCUUGUGGGCUCUGAACAAAGCAAUAAAGGAUCCCUCCAAAUCAUGCUAAAUAAUAAUGCAGUAGUACCUUGGUUCUCAAACUUAAUCUAUUCCGGAAGUCCAUUCCAAAACCAAAGUGUUCCAAAACCAAGACGCGCUUUCCCAUAGAAAGUAAUGCAAAAUGGAUUAAUCCGUUCUAGACUUUUAAAAACAACCCCUAAAACAGCAAUUUAACAUGAAUUUUACUAUUUAACGAGACCAUUGAUCCAUAAAAUGAAAGCAAUAAACAAUGUACAGCAGUCAAUCAAUCAAUCAGUAGUUCCACACAGUCCCAAAAACAAAACAAAAAGCCACAAAAACGCAAAAUAGCAAAAACAGACAGACCUCAGCGUAACACUCAAAAGGGAAGUGUGGCACUCAAAUUGGAAGCGUAACACUCAGAAUGGAGCAUGUUCGGCUUCCGAGAAAAAAAUCACAAACCGGAACACUUCCAGGUUUUCAGUGUUUGGGUUCCAAGCUGUUUGAGUACCAAGGUGUUUGAGAACCAAGGUACCACUGUAGAUGUGAAGCAAAGCUGUGAACCUGCUGUGGCCAACAGUGAUUGCGUGCAUCUCAUUGCAACUUGCAGUUGAGAAAAUCAGAGCAUCAGAAGAGCUUGGCUGCAGGAUCAGACCAAAGGCACAUGCAAACCAGCACCCUGUCCACACAGGGGCCAGAUGCCCAUGGCAAGCCCACAGCAGGGCCUGAUUGCAACAGCACUUUCCCCAUAGGCUGGGUGAGGUGAGGUGGUGCGAGUUCUCUAUAAAGCACGCCAGGACUUGGAAAAUCCCACUUUGCAUGCCGGAAAAGUGUAAGCUGAUUAUGGUGAAUCUGUGGGAAAGGGCAAACUGCAGCAGCUCAUUGGCACCGGCCCCAAAGCCUUUGGAACCAUUUAAAAGGUUGGAAGGAGAAGAGGAAGAGAGCGUUGUUUGCACGCUAAAACACACUGCCUCAAAGCAGGGGGCUUUGGUCUUUCUGAGCAUUAGAGUCUUGAACUGUAUUUUUUUUCCCUUGGGAGGAUUCUCCAGUGCUUAAUUUCUAAGGCGAGCACGCGUCUUUCCAAUACAAAUAUGGGUGGGCGUAUUGUGAUUGCUCAGGGGUAAGGGAAAUGCACUUUGCAUGGGACGCGGGUGGCGCUGUGGGUAAAACCUCAGCGCCUAGGACUUGCCGAUCGCAUGGUCGGCGGUUCGAAUCCCUGCGGCGGGGUGCGCUCCCGUCGUUUGGUCCCAGCGCCUGCCAACCUAGCAGUUCGAAAGCACCCCCGGGUGCAAGUAGAUAAAUAGGGACCGCUUACCAGCGGGAAGGUAAACGGCAUUUCCGUGUGCUGCUCUGGUGCCGGUUUGCCGGAGCAGCUUUGUCACGCUGGCCACGUGACCCGGAAGUGUCUUCGGACAGCGCUGGCUCCCGGCCUCUAGAGUGAGAUGAGCGCACAACCCUAGAGUCUGGCAAGACUGGCCCGUACAGGCAGGGGUACCUUUACCUUUAAGGUAUCUCUGUUAUACUUUAUUUACCAAGCCUUGAUUUUCCAAUGGGUUCAACGUAUUUUUUUUAAUUAUAUUUUGGUUCCCCUGUCUGUGGAUGCAUUUGCAAUUCUGUAAAAGGACCUCGUUUCACAGCGUGCUUCUGACAAUGAGAGAUGGAGGGUAGUGAGUUUGAGAUACUUGACCCAUUUGAUCACCAGAGCUGCCUUUUUGCCAACACAUUUAAUCAUUUGCACUAUAAUCCAUAGUGGUUCAUAUGUGUAUGCACUCAAAUGUUGCGAAACUUUGGGAUCUGUGUACUGGCUAUCACAGUUAUAAUGUGGUGUUUUUCUAAAAUAAAAUUCUGCUACAGCUUCAACAGGAAUUUAUAUAACUGGGAGAUAGAUUGAGCUGGAUGACUUUGGGGAAAGGAUUUACUAUGGUAUAUAUUUUGGUAUGUGCAGUAGUGUUGGAAAACACCAGAUUGGCAAGUUUUCACUGGGUGGUUUUCACUGGGCUAUUGAUGCUGGAAUGUGCAAGUUUUCAAGUGACUCAGAAUUAUUCAUCAAAGAAAGUGGCACAAUUUUUAAGAGCUCCUAACUGGUGUGAAAGUGAGAAGUUUGCUGCUUAUAUAUAGCUGAAGUAGAGCUACCUUCUGACUUCUGUCUGAUGUAACUGUGUCCUGUAAGUCAACUACUUAAACACCUGGGCUGUUUUAUAUUCCCCGCCCCCCCAAAAAACCUGCCUUGCAAGUUGUAUAGACUUUUGUCAGCUGGUGCACAUCAACUUAGGAACACAGAAAGUUGCCCAAUACCCCAUCAGAGUAUUGGUACCUCAAGCUCAGGAUUGUCUGCACUCAAACAGGGUCCUUUCCAGUCCUACCUGGAGAUGCCAGGGUUUGACCCAUGGUCCUUCUACAUACAAAGCGUGUGGUCUUCCAUUGGGUUACAGUCUCUCCUCUUGUUGGACAGUUGUCAGAUUCACAUUAUUGGCACACCCAAAGCCUGCUCAACAUAUAAUGUGAGAGAAUCAUUUUGGAAAUACCACCACCAUCUACUUGCAAUUAUAUAUUCUGCAUUUUGUGUUAUAUCCUCCCUGUCUCUUUUUUUUCCUUAAAAAAAAACUUGAUUCCUUUACUUUGUUUUACAGAAUAGCCAUUAUGGGGAAGUACUUGGUGACCUGCGCGAUAGCAAUUCUCUUUAUUCUUCUGCAGACGGAUGUCAUUGUCUCGGUUUCGGGAAAAAGCUCAUCCAGUAGAAGUAGUAGAAAGCCUAGCAAGCCUUCACAUCAUCGACCUAGCAAGCCUGUGGAACAUCAUCGACCUAGCAAGCCUGUGGAACAUCAUCGACCCAGCAAACCUGUGGAACAUCGACCUGUCAAACCUGUACAUCGACCUGUCAAACCUGUACACAAUCAACCUGUACACAAUCCUGCUCCCCCACAACACAACCCUGUUUAUCCCCCAGUAAAUCCUGGUAAGCCCCCAAGCAAUCCUGGCAACCCUCCUCCAUAUAACCCUGCCUAUCCACCACAAAACCCUGGUAACCCCCCACGCAAUCCCGGCAACCCUCCUCCACAAAACCCUGCCUAUCCACCACAAAACCCUGGUAACCCCCCACACAAUCCUGGCAACCCUCCUCCAUAUAACCCUGCCUAUCCACCACAAAACCCUGGUAACCCUGCUUACCCACCACAAAACCCUGCUUACCCCCCACGCAAUCCUGGCAACCUUCCUCCACAAAACCCUGCCUAUCCACCACAAAACCCUGCUAACCCUGUCUAUCCACCACAAAACCCUGCUUACCCUCCACAAAACCCUGCCUAUCCACCACAAAACCCUGGUAACCCUGCUUACCCACCACAAAACCCUGCUUACCCCCCACGCAAUCCUGGCAACCCUCCUCCACAAAAUCCUGGAUACCCACCACAAAACCCUGGCAACCCUGUCUAUCCACCACAAAACCCAGGUUACCCUCCCCACAAUCCUGGCAACCCACACAAUCCUGGUUAUCCGCCACAAAACCCUGGAUACCCUCCCCACAAUCCUGGCAACCCACACAACCCUGGCUAUCCCCAACAAAAUCCUGGCUUUCCACAAAACCCUGGUUACCCUAGGUAUGGAGAAGGAGGCAGCUGGGGCAAAUAUGACAGUAAGCCAUGGAAGCCUAAGCCACCCAAGCCCAAUAUGAAACAUAUGGCAGGAUCAGCUCUGGCGGGAGCUGCAGCAGGAGCUGUGGGUGGCUACCUCUUAGGCCGUGCCAUGUCCAAUGUCAAUUUUCACUUUAACAACCGUGAUGACGAGCGGUGGUGGCAUGAAAACCGCAACCGUUACUCCGACCAGGUUUACUACCCACAGUACAACCAGCCUGUUCCGCAGGAUAUCUUUGUGAGAGAUUGCACGAAUAUCACUGUGAGCGAGUAUACAGAGCCCAGCGGAAACCAAACGGCAGAUGAGAUGGAAACCAGGGUUGUGACGCACGUGGUGCGCGAAAUGUGCAUAGAGCAGUAUCGUACCUACUCCAGCCACGCAGGAGGCGACUUCAGACGUCCCGGGAGUAGGCCAGAGGGGCCUAUGCCGGCCAAGCCGGAAGUGAAGCCUGUGGCGGAAGAAGCGAUAACAGGCGCUGUGGCGAAAGACCGAUUGGGCAGCUCCAUGUCUAACAUGCACCUGCAUUUCAAUGACAGCGAUGAGGAGCAAUGGUGGAGCGAAAACCGCAAUCGUUUUACCAGUUCCGUUUUCUACCCAAACUACAGCCACCCUGUUACGAAGGAUGUCUUUGCGAGCGAUUGUGAGAAUGCCACCACAAACUAUUACAUAAAGCCCACCGGAAACCAAACGGCAGAUGAGGUGGAAGCCAGGGUGGUGACGCAAGUGGCGCGGGAGAUGUGCAGGGAGCUGUACAGUGAUUUCAUCCAUCACAUGGAAAGAAGCAGAUAUGAUCAGAAGCCAGAAGCGCCGAUGCCAACCAAACUCUGGCUGAAGCAUGUUCCAGAAGCAGCUAACAUCGCCCCUGGCGCAGGAGCCACCGGAAGCCAUCACAACAGUGCCACGUCUCGCAUGCAUGACAACACUUUUGCAAAGUCUUCUGUGCUUUUGAUUAUGGUCACUUCUUUCCUGAUACCUUGAGGUUGGGCAGCCUCCUUAAGCUGCCAUUUUGUCACUGAGACAGGAAAUGUCCAGAAGGAAAGAGAUGUGUUUAUAUAAAGGAAAUGUUUUGUGAAGAGUGCAUUGUCGCUUCUGCAUCUGUUAGGUGGGCUGUCUUUAAUAGCUGUUACGUGUGCUAAUUCUUACUCCUUCAGAGCCACCUUUGGCACUGCCACUGUUCCAAAAUAGUUCCCAGGGAAAGAAGCCAAGGGUAACCUUGCAAUGAAGGGAACCUCCCCACCCCAGCUCACAUGAAUCAAGCCGUGACCUUUUUCAUAGCUAGUCGAGCAUAUUCAGUGUGUAAACAUGAACAAGUUAAUGGAAACACGUAGAAAAACACACCUUUUGCCAGACUUCUCCUGUUACGUAGUCUCUUCAGUGAAACCUGCAUAGCUUUAACAUAUCCUGUGGCAGACUCCUCCCAGUACACUGGCCCCUCAUGGGAAGCUGCUUAGCUUGAACAGAAAGCUUUAUGGUGCAGUAAGCCGUUAUACAAAAGUCUGGCUUCAAGAGAAAGAAAGGAUUUCCAGUUCUUAUGUAGCUUCACCAAGAGUGACUUUCAAUGCUAUGAAAUGGGAUGGGGUUGGAGACCAAACGGCUUAUGAAUAGGGAUGGCAGAAUCUGUCAAUGUCAGCUUCUAAUUUUUCCAGUUCUACGCUCAGUUCUUCACAUUCCACCUCCAUUUGUAAUAAUAAUAAUAAUAAUAAUAAUAAUAAUAAUAUCAUUAUUUAUUAAUAAUAUCAUUAUUUAUCAUUAUGCCGGGCGUGCUCUGGUCCAUGGGGUCACAAAGUCAGACAUAACUAAAUGACUAAACAACAACAAAAUAUCAUUAUUUAUACCCCACCAACCUCAUGAAAAUUCAUUAGCCUUUUAGUGCAAUUUUAUCUGCAUAUACAUAUUUUGUAUGCAAUUUUGUCUCAUAUACACAUUUUUUUGCAAAGCAAUUUCCCCUAACAUAAUACAUUUUUGCAUGCUAUUUUCAAUAAUAUAUGCAUUUAUAUGCACACUUUACCCUAGUAUAUGUGGUUAUUUAGUGUGAAUUUUAAAGGCUGAAUGUAUUCUGGUUUGUGCAUUGUUUGAGAAAGUGAGAAUUAGGUAGGUUUGCCUUUAAAUGUGAACUGAAUCAAAUUUCUUCUCCAUCCCUUUGUGUGCCAUGUGCGCCACACUGAAGUCCAAAGUGAAAUUUUUCACAUUCACCUCCGUAAACAAGGUGCCAGAUUGGCUCCACAUUGGGAGUACCUCACUGGAGGUGUGAAAAUUCCACAUGAGACACUCCUUUGGGUUGUAUCCAAUGUAGACUAAGUUAAAGUCACCUAGUGGUACUUGUUCCACAGGUGAAAUGUUCUGCAUCCAUGCGCCAUGGCUGCAGAAGAGAGGCUCUUAGUUAAUUUGUUGCACAACAGAUUGCACACUGAGGUUCCGCUAGCACAACCUUUGGGUUGGGUUCCUCUCUAGUGCAACAUAAACCACUUCAAGGUAUUAUUAUUAUUAUUAUUAUUAUUAUUAUUAUUAUUAUUUACAACCAAGAGGUAUAGAAAUUUUAUGACAUAAAUAAGUAAAUAAACAUUAAAACUCACCCACCCACUUGAGUUAGCAGACAGGGAACACUGGACACAGUCCUAAAUGCAGUGAACACUUUUAACAUUUUAAAAUGUCUUGAGAUUCUGGUGGGGUGGGUGGGGAGCAGAACACAGAACAUACAAGAGGACAUUCCCUCCCACAUAUCACAAUGUGAAGUCUGUGGGAUGCUCCUAGCUCAACAAAAUACUAGGCGUAGGUUCAUGUGAGGGUGUUUCCAUGUGGGUGCUUUUUGUGGGUCAGGUGCAUACACGUUUUGUCGUGUCCGAAAGUUGCCAGCAUCCCAAAGCCAGUCCAGUUCAUCAGGUUAUUCUGUUUCUGUGCAAAAUAUUCUCUCUUUCUCUCUCUCCCUCUCACCUGUUGCCAGUGACCUGUUUGCAGGGACGUCUCUGUCUUGAAGUACCUUUAGCCGGACAGGAAGAAGGCAAAAUGUGAUUAGAAUGUCAAGGGUGGGGAGGGACCAGGGAGAUGUCUAUCCCUCAGAAAAUAUGUUGCACUCUCAUUUUAGUGCCUUUGCAAAUGUGCCUGCCUAAUGAGGAAUGGGAUGCGCCGCUGUGGGUUCUUUAUACUUGCCACGGAGCUCCUGUCGAGGGAGGAGAGAGUCCUUCUACGUGGCAGCUUGUUGUGGAAACAUGCGUGCAAGUUUUGCGCAGCAUCCACGUGACUUCACCCUCAUCAAAAUGCUGCCCUACAUUAUCUUCCAAUUUAAUCCCAAAUUAAUGUUUCUAUGGAAAGUCUGUUAAGUAAUCCUUUCCCUCCAAACAGAUUAAAUGGGGGGGGGGAAUGAUGCAUUUUGAGGCCGUUAUGCGAAUUUCAUAAAAAAAUAGUGCAUGCAUUAGCAGUACCACCUCCACAAUAAAUUUCUGUGUGAAAGUGCCUUGGAUACGCUGGAACAGCCUGCACGAAAGCCUUAAAAUCUGUAGGUGGACAUGCCUGAGUUUUUCAUUGUCUUUUGCCUACACAGAAAUAAACCAGUUGCCCAGAACCCACAGUUGUUACCUUUGCAUGUUCAUGCUGCUCUGGAUUUUACAAUCAUACAACACUUUCUGUCUUUUAGAAGCAAAGCCGGUCAUCAUGUGUUGGGAAAGUCAAUCCCUGUGAAAAUCUUUCUUACAUCAUAUCACUUCAGCACUUAGUUGUGGUGCCUGAUCUAAAUUCCUCCAGAGAGGGGAUUUCCAGGCCUAUCUAGCCCCAGCAAAACUGCCUGAGGAGGUCUUUCCUGGGUUUAAAAAUGCCAGCUACUUUACUCUUUAAUUUUAAGAUACUAGUAGAGUUGGUUUUUUUAAAGCCACUUGUGAUAAGGACCGCUUUCUUUAUUGUAAAGUGAAGCUAGAAGGAACUUUGCCCAGUGGGAUUGUGGGCGAUUCCAGACUGGCUGCUUAUUGAGCACUCAUGUUGAUAAUGUUCGCACCAAACUUGCAUGGAUCUGAUACAUCAUCAGUUUAUUGAGCAUUCAUCCUGAUAAUCUUGGGUAGAGGUUUCAUUGCAUUGCCAGUUAGUAGUUAUUAUCCUGCACUUUCUAGCACAAUUUUCCAUCUCUUUUCAUAUUGGACUUUUUGCAGUUAGAAAAAAAAUAACAGGAUAAUUGCACAAAAAGUGCGGAAUGGCUGUCAGAUUUUGUGCUAAUAAACAGCCCAUCUGGAAGCACUGUGUCUGUUUUCUGUGGCUUCAGUGUCAUAAGCCACAUAAACAGCACCACAGAAGGAACAACAGCUGGAGGUGGUCAUGUAGCAGCAACAUACAAUUCUUAAUAUUCCCAGCAGUGCUUCUUUUUAGUAUGUUUUUGCCAAUCCAUUCUGCAAGCCUGUGGCAUUGACAUGUUCUAAAAGACUGAUGACCAAACCAUGAUUGGCUCUCCCCUUUUCUAAUACAGUGGUGCCUCGCAAGAUGAAAAUAAUCCGUUCCGCGAGUCUCUUCGUCUAGCGGUUUUUUCGUCUUGCGAAGCAACCCUAUUAGCGGAUUAGCGCUAUUAGCGGUUUAGCGGCUAUUAAAGGCUUAGCGGCUAAAAGGCUAUUAGCGGCUUAGAAAAAGGGGGGGGAGCGAAAAAAAUUGCAAGACUCGCAAGACGUUUUCGUCUUGCGAAGCAAGCCCAUAGGGAAAUUCAUCUUGCGAAGCGCAUCGAAAAACGGAAAACCCUUUCGUCUAGCGGGUUUUUCGUCUUGCGAGGCAUUCGUCUUGCGGGGCACCACUGUAAACAGGUUAAAACCAGCUGCCGGUGUGCGCAGUGAGCAGAUGGAUUAGUUCUGGCUGCAGCCCCAAUUUUGUACCAGAUUUUGUAUUUCUAUUGCCCCUGCCUUCCCCUUGCACUUCGGUGCUGCUUCGAGAAGCACAUUCUAACGAUAGAACCUUCCUCCUCAAAAUUUUAAUAUGCAGGGCAAUGCGAUUACUGGAAGCGGGUUUGUAUGAUAUGUGUGAAUGCAGGGCUUGUGUGUGCAGGAAAUUGGGAGCCUGGUGACCUUGUUGGGUGAGCAGAGAGAGAUUUUGUAGGAGACGACAAUAAAGACCAAUUGGGGGGAAGGAGAAUUCAAACCAUACACCAAUAACUUAUUGGCCAGUCUAGGGUUGCCAUAUUUCAAACAGUGAAAGUUGUUGAGCUUUUUGAGCAAAAUCGCAAAAAAACCCAACAACCACUCCAAAGCUUUUUUUGAGCUAUUUUUAUGAAGAAAGGGCAAAAACGGCCCUGCUGCCAUGGGCUGCCAUACGCCCGGAUUUUCCCAGGCAUUUCUCCGGUUUCUGCCCGGACACUGCUGCCAACUGCAGUAUUCCAGGCUUAUGGCAACCCUACUGGAUGGGUGGGGAGGCAGGUCCUCCCGUACUCAUUCCUACCCUUCAAGACGGCCUGGCAUGCUUUGGGAGGUCACUUCUGAUUCACGGGAAUGGGAAGGAUUCCCGACCCCUGGACCCCAGCGGAUAUUUGGCUCAUGGAUGUGGUGUCAGCCUAUUUGGCCUUCCUCACUUCGCCUCCUGUCAUCUCUUUAAGCUUAACGAAUGCACUGUGAGUUUGAUGCAGCUGCUGCUUCUUGCUCUCUGCCAAGCUGUUCUGUGCCUUGACACACCAUGGGCCUAGAGACAAGGAGAGACGGGAAGAGAAGGGAAGCCGGGUUCGAAUAUGGAAACCGAAGCACUAGAAUCCGCAUGCUGAUCCCAAGUGUGGGCCAUUUUCUGAGCAGUUCUAAUGUGUAGGAUGGAUCCAGCUCUUGGGAAACCCACUUAGAGUUUGCAUUUCUCCAUUUCUGAAGUGAAGGUCCUAUGCAGCUAUCCUCUUAGAUCAGUGCAAAUUCUUAAAAAAAACCAAACCUACAAGUUGUUGCUAAUGGCAUCUGGGGAACAGGGGGGAAAUAUGUUGGAUGAAUAACCAGUUACAGUGGUACCUCUGGUUACGUACUUAAUUUGCUCCGUUCUUAACCUGAAACUGUUCUUAACCUGAGGUACCACUUUAGCUAAUGAGGCCUCCCGCUGCUGCCACACGAUUUCUGUUCUCAUCCUGAAGCAAAGUUCUUAACCCAAGGUACUAUUUCUGGGUUAGUGGAGUCUGUAACCUGAAGCGUCUGUAACCCAAGAUACCACUGUAUUGCUCCUGACUUGCUAACCUGUACACCUUGAACCAUGAUGCUCCUGCGAAAGCCUCAAAUAAAGCUGUGGCCUGUUUAACACAAAAA
This is a messenger RNA of Podarcis lilfordi (Lilford's wall lizard), 17391 nucleotides long. NCBI's taxonomy places the organism in Eukaryota, Metazoa, Chordata, Lepidosauria, Squamata, Lacertidae. The record is from the annotation of a GenBank genome assembly.